GCGUAGGGGAGGACAGCGGGAGGGAGAAUCACAAGACGCGAAGAGAGAGAGAGAGAGAGAGAGAGAGACACACACACACACACACAUACGGGGAGCGAGUCGAUGCACAUACAGCGCAAGGCUCGCAUUGCAAGUCUUCUUUUUUGUUUUGUGCAAUCCCACCGCAACGAUGUGCAACUGACAGCGGCGGCGCUGCGCCAUUGCGUUUCUACACGUUAAGCGGGUUCCGUUUCCGACCGGGAAGGACUCGUAUUCACGCAUCGACCCCGCCGUUCAUCUUCACUGUAUCGCGUGGAACGAGGGAGGGAGGGAGCCACGGGGGAGAAAGUACCAGGGAGUGAGGUCAGCGGCAUAUCAUGAGUCAACCUCGGGGAUGUAUGCAGUCAUCCCCGCAUGUCGGUAUCGUGCGGGCCUGCUGCUGCUGCUGCUGGCCGCGCAAAGCCGCCGGUGCGCGAUCCUGCGGACCGAGCUGCCGCUCGUAGCCGCUUCCACCUCGAACACAGGUGUUGCCCAUGAAUGACAAAAGCAGACGGACUCCUUUAGAUCUGCUCACCCCAGGACCUCGGAGUGGGCGACGAAUGACUUCAGAGGGGAAGAGGAGAUUAUCUUCGUACUGAUGGCGAUGUAGUUUACAGCUUUACUUCACAACUUCUUUUUUUUGGGUGGAUGGGAAGGGAUUCAUAUAUUCAAGUGUAAUUGAAACCCGGUUUGGUCGAGAACCUUCUCCUGGCUCGGCUUCUUCAUGCCCGUCAUGAGCGUACCAGCCCAGCAGAAACCCAGCGCCAAAAGAACCGGAAAACGCAUCACGUUUUUCAACGAGCAAAGCAUAGCGAUGAAGGAGACUUCGCAGCACCCUGAGGAGUCCUACUAUAUCCCAGGGGGCCCUACCCCGGACCCCGGACAGAGCGAGGCUGCAAGUACUGUGACCUCCAAUCCAGAAGCCCCCCACAUGUACCUGAACUCUGUCAUCUUCAGCCCGGACAAGGGGGACCAGAACAGGGGUCAUUAUCAGCAGACUGUGCCUAUGAAAUGGGCCCACCAGGAACCUAGUCAGCAGCAGCCAUCGCUGUCCCAGCAGCAGAGAGCUGCCUCGUGGAAUACCAUGUCCAACUGGGGACAGAACUUUGCUAAUUACAUCGGGGGAGUCAACGUUACGGACUCAAGAACCCAGAACUCGUUUGGGAAGUCGAUGCACGAAGCGUCCGGCUUACAGCCGCACCAACAGCCUCCGAGCAGAGCUGCGGACAAGCAGCCACUGGGGCCAAACCCCGCAGUGGACGCGUACAGGGAUGCGGUUAAGGUGCGGGGACUGGACUGGGAGCAGCAGCAGUCCCAGGCCUUUCAGGAGACCUUGAAACCGGGGGCGCUGAACCCGCAGCAGCACAGCGCCUCCCAUCCGGGAGGAAGCUCGGUAUUGCAGCCCUUCCAGUUGGCCUUUGGUCAGCCCAAGCAGCACCUGCCAGCGUACUACCAGACCUUUCAAGGCAACAGGACAACCCUCCCUAACCCGCCUAACUACUCGACGCAUGCGAAACCCCCGCACCAGCUGCAGCAGCAAGAGCAAAUACAACGCCAGCAACAACAACAACAACAGCAACAACAACAUCAAAUACUCCAGCAGCAAAUUCAGCAGCAGCACCAUCAACAAAUGCAGCAGCAACAAAUCAUUCAGCAUCAACACAAUGUGCAGCAGCAGCUUCAGCAGCAGCAACAAAUCCAGCAUGAGCAGCAGCAACAAAAGAUUCAGCAACAACAGCAGCAGCAGCUUCAAAUUCAGCAGCAAAUGCAACAUCAGCAGUUGCAACAACAAAACCCUCACGCGCUCGACUUUUACCCCGGCCCCCAAAAUGCACACUCGCACCCGCAGCCCGUGGUGGUGCAGCACUCCCUGGAGUCCUCGGCUCCAGCUCCCCCACAGGUCCAGGAGCCGAUAAUCCAGGACGUCACCCCGGAACCCCAGCAGCCCUCGGAUCUGCUGCUGCCACCGACGCUGCACCCAGAGGCACCGUCCGAGUCCCGGCCCCCGGCGCAGGCGCAGCCUCGCCGGUCGCGGCGGCUCUCAAGGGAGGACGGCGCGCCGUCGGACAACCCCUUUCUCUCCGUCCCGUCAGACCAGGCUUCCCCGGGGGCGCCGGGAUCUCAGAACGGCGCCCGGGACGUCCAGCCGGCCCCGACGGGCGUCAUCCAGAGCACGCGGAGGAAACGCAGGGUGUCCCAGGAGGUCAACCUGGAGACUCUCGCCCAGAAGGCCUCAGAAAUGGAGUCUCUGCCGCCGCAUAUUGUAAAGGAUCCCCACAGGCCGUGGAGUCCCACAGGGACCGGGGGUCUGAGCGCCAAGCGGCCUCGGGACGACAGCCUGCUGCCGCUCGUCAUCCCCGUGUCGGUCCCGGUGCGGAGGCAGGAGCCCUCCUCUCCCGACAGAGACGAGGCGGCCCGGGCCUCCGACUGGCCCCACAGGCCCUCGAACCCGCUGAACCUCGGCCGCGCCGACCACAAGCCCUCGGUCAUCGUGACCCGGAGACGCUCACUCAGGAACCCCUUGUCGGAGAGCUCAGAGCAGAAUGGAAGAACCGAAGGGGAGAGAGACGAUGACGCUAAAAAGUCCAAGCGGCGUCCGCGGCCCGAGCCCCUUUUCAUCCCGCCGCCCAAACCGGGUCUAUUCAUCAACCCGCCCUUCUACUCGAGCAUCACGCCCUACCAGAGCCACCUACGGUCCCCCGUGCGCCUCGCCGAGCACCCUCUCUCCAUCCCCCCCUACACGCCACCGCCAAUCCUCAGUCCGGUCCGCGAGGGCUCCGGCCUCUACUUUUCCACCUUCCUGUCCUCCGCCGCCGGCGGCCUGGGCCUGGGCCUGGCGCCUCCGGCGACGCCCAAGUCGGCAACGCGCAGCCUGUUGCGCUCAAGCAGCUGCGACAUCACACCGCCAGUUUUGUCUGCUAUGAUCGAGGCGACUCCAGUCAGCAUAGAGCCACGCAUAAAUAUUGGGUCGCGGUACCAGGCCGAGGUGCCCGAGCUGAGGCGGCGGUCAGCUGUUGAGCUGGAUCAUCAUCAAGCGGAGCUGCUCUGGGCGCCGCUGAAGGAUCUGGAGGAAAAGCCGGACUUCCAGCAGAGAGUGGAAGCCCUCAUGCACCUGGCCUGCUCCAGUGUUUUGUGUGGAGGAGGCACCAACCAGGAGUUAGCCCACCAUUGUCUGUACGAGUGCAAAGGGGAGAUAAUGGCUGCUCUGGCCCUCCUGAUGCUGAGGAAUCCAGUUUUCCCCGGGUCUCAUAACCUCACAAACUACCACUACUCAGGAUCAGACAGCUGGAGCGCAGCUGAGCGACGGCAGUUCAACAAAGGCAUCGCCACAUACAAGAAGGACUUCUUCAUGGUGCAGAAACAGGUGACCACGAAGUCAGUGGCGCAGUGUGUGGAGUUUUACUACACGUACAAGAAACACGCCAAGAUGGGCCGCCACGGGAUGCUGAUCUACGGCGAGUUGGAGCCUCUCGACAGCAAGACCACGGAGGAGGAGACGGACCACAAGCAGGGCUAUCACAGAUUGGAGCCACAGAGGGAGGAGGACAGCAGGAAGUGGGAGGGGUCAGCUGACAGGAAGCCGGAUGUCGGCCCCGCCGUGGCGGCGCACACACUGCAGUCCGCUGAGAAUCCGGGGAGCGUCCUGAUCAUGAAGGGCCAGGAGGACGUCGGGAGGGAGCAGCUGCUGUCCCGGGUGGCCCAGCCCCCUGCACCCCCGCCUCCCAGCUCCAAAUCUCGCUGCGACGCCAACGCGCGUAAAACCAGCCCGCCGACGGGCAACAAGGCCCCUGCUGGUCAGGAGGGAGAGUUCCCCUGCAAGAAAUGUGGCAGGAUUUUCUACAAGGUGAAGAGCCGCAGCGCCCACAUGAAGAGCCACGCCGAGCAGGAGAAGAAGGCGGCCGCGCUGCGGCAGAAGGAGGCCGAGGAGCGAGCGGCCAAAGCGGCCACCGAUGCCGCCGCCGCCGCGGCCCUCGCCGCGCGGCAGCUCAACGGGACGAGACAGAUGGCCGAGGACAGCACCAACGACGACGACGACUCGUCGGACGGUGAGGACGAUGACGACGAGGACUGGCAGUGAGGGAGAGGGCUGCGCGCUGACUGCACUGCGGGGGGGCGGCGGCAUUUAAAGAAAAAGAAAGAAGGAUCCUUCCUGUGAACAUUGUUAGUGGAACAAGGGGACUUGGGUUGCACAUUCAGGGAUACAUUUACUCCUGUGUGCUUGUGACUGACUGACGGUGUGCAACAGUGGGUUUGUACGUGCUUUUCCUAACGCUCCCUUUACUCUGCUUGAAGAGCAGCUUUUCGCCUCCCUUGGUCACAGGGCUCAAAUCAAAGCCAUCUCUCCGGCUCCUCGGAGCCUUUUCUAGCCGCUCGCGAUGAAGCGCAGCGCCUGAGCUGCUUUCCAGUGGGAUCUGUUUGAUGUGAACACUGAACAGCUGGGGGGGGGGGGCAGCAGCGAGUUUCUCUGCUCUGGGACAGACAGGCAGACGGGUGGGAUGUGCAAACUGUAGCUCUUUCCCGUUUUGACGCAGUCAAAGCGGCCAGCAAGCUUUCUGGGACGCGUGAUGUGCACCAAAUGAGCCCCCCCUCUGUGAGCGUUGUUCUUUUGGGUUUUUAGUUCUGUGAACCCCCCCCCCCCCUGUCAGUGUCAUUUUUAUAUAGUUCCCAGUUUGUUCCUCACUGUUGAUGCCUUGGAUGUUGUAAUGCUUUUUAUCUUAAAAUGACAAUCAAUUUUACACUGUUGUUUUUUUAUUAUAUAAUAUAUAAACAGGUAAACGUUACUUUUAUUUCCUGUGCUAUAUAUGGUUAUUGUUGUUUUUGUGAAUAUUCCUGUUGAUUAUUAUUAUUAUUAUAUCAUUCUGGUCUGGGCUGCAAUUCAAUUAAGCGCUAUUCUCUUUCUUGUCCAUAGCAUUUUUUUCUUCUUUCUACCGUUCUUCUUUUUAUUUAAACAGAAAAACAAAAAACAAUGCUAAUUGCUGCCUGUUUAUAACUGUGACAUCUUCUUGGAAGCCAGAAAUGAAGACAUGUAUGUGCAAUAGAACGAUUAGACCCCCUGUUACCAGCGCUUGCGAGGCCCCCCCCCUCCCUCCCUCCCCUCCUCCCCCAUGCUUACCACUCUCGGGAUGCCUUGUUGUCAACCCUGUAGGAGGUACUGACUCGGUCACAGAAGAAUUCAAGACGUGUUUUUGAAAAUGAUAUCAGGCAGAUGACGUGACCACUACCCUGAAGGUUUAGCUCCAGUAAACGAUGAGAAAAACAUUAAGACAUCAACAACAAUCAGCAGAAUCCCCCUGUGAACCAAACUGAAACCUCUUGUGGGAUUAUUAAGGAGAUUUUAAAUAACGACAAAUUACUUAAUAUCAGUUUUUUUUUUAGAUACACCAGAUAUCAAACUGUUUACAAAAAACCCUAAGCUAUAGAAUCUUUAUUUUCUGCAAAACGUGCAGUUUUUGAGGGCUGUUAUGAGAAUGAUACACAUUCACAACUAUAAAUUCCCAAUCUGCUGAUAUUCGGGGACUCUAAAUUGAAAACUAGUAUGCCAGGAGUGUAUUGGAGUGGAGUCUGUCUUGUGUUUGGAUUGUUGUGACACUGACACGCUCUGUCGAAACCGCGGCUAUGUGGGUCAGCGGUUUACUGGGGGCCAGCGUGACUCAGCAACAAACCGCAAAAAGCAACUGGGCCAACAUGGUAAACAUUUCAAAGCAGUUCGAGGUGAAUUCAGAACGUCUGAGAUGGACAAACUGUAAAUAUCUGGCGUGUGUCUGUGGUCGACUUUUGUUUCUGUGAUUUUGUCUGCCGUGUCUCUACGUUUCGCCCGUCGGCCCGGAGCCAGCUUCUGUUGUCACAGCAACAAGUGGGUUAAAGGGUUAUUUUCCUUUAAAGGACAAACCGGGGGGUGU
Molecule: messenger RNA, 5918 nt
Organism: Pungitius pungitius (ninespine stickleback)
Lineage: Eukaryota; Metazoa; Chordata; Actinopteri; Perciformes; Gasterosteidae
Gene: mideasb
Product: mitotic deacetylase associated SANT domain protein b
Exons: 13
Coding region: 743-4096 (1117 amino acids)
Biological process (GO): regulation of transcription by RNA polymerase II; negative regulation of DNA-templated transcription
Cellular component (GO): transcription regulator complex; histone deacetylase complex
Molecular function (GO): transcription corepressor activity
Source: RefSeq, a predicted model, not a curated record